GUAAGGAGUUAUAAAACCAUAAAGUGGAGAACCAUUUAAGAACCUCAUCUUGGUCAUGUUAUAAUUGAUGAGGAUUCUUCACAUCAUAGCUUGGUAAACUGAAAUUAAUUAAGCUCAUCAUCAAAGGGGUUUUAGGGUUCUUCAUAGGAAGAGUAAUUGAUGGAAGAGAAUCUACCUCCUGGAUUCAGAUUCCACCCAACAGAUGAAGAGCUUAUAACAUAUUAUCUUACAAGAAAAGUCUCUGAAAAUGGAUUCACUUCUAAAGCUAUUGCUGUUGUUGAUCUCAACAAGUCUGAGCCUUGGGACCUUCCAGGUAAGGCAAGCAUGGGUGAGAAGGAAUGGUACUUCUUCAGUUUAAGAGAUAGAAAGUAUCCAACAGGACUAAGAACAAAUAGGGCAACAGAAUCAGGGUAUUGGAAGACCACAGGCAAAGACAAAGAGAUAUUUCGUGGUGGGGUUUUGGUUGGAAUGAAGAAAACCCUAGUCUUUUAUAAGGGUAGGGCUCCAAGGGGUGAGAAAAGUAAUUGGGUCAUGCAUGAAUAUAGACUUGAGAACAAGAAUCCCUUUAGAACUAAGGAUGAAUGGGUAGUGUGCAGGGUAUUCCAAAAGAGCACAGCAGCGAAAAAACCGCCGCAACAAACAUCAUCCUCCCAACCUGAAUCCCCAUGUGAUGACACAACCUCUUUGGUCAAUGAAUUUGGUGAUGUUAUUGAGCUUCCAAAUCUAAACACCAACAUUAAUAAUAAUAAUAAUUCUUCAUCAUCAUCCUCAAGUGCUUUAUUCCCUAACAACAUUCUUAUUUCAGGACAACACAUUCAUCAUCACCAUGACCUAACCAAUAAUAAUAACAAUAAUAAUGUUAACACAAACAUGAACUUAGCAAUGAAUUGGCCACCAUCAAGUGAUCAUAAUAUUAAUAAUGUUCCAUGGCCUUCAGUAGGGUUGUUGAAUCCAAGUAUUUCAUCAAUGAAUUCCUUGAUUCUCAAGGCAUUGCAGCUUAGGAAUAAUUAUCAACAAAGAGAAGUUGCAUCCACAUUUCCACCAUCAUCAUAUAUUAUGCCUCAUCAUCAAGGACUAGUAGUUCCUCAUCAACAAGUUAUUGGAACCAAUAAUAAUGAUGACCUAAUAACAACUUCUUCAAAUCUCAUCAAUGCUUCUUCUUCUUCAUCAAAAGUUUUGGAAUGUAUGCCACAUCAGCAACAACAACAACAACAGGAGCAACCAUUCAAUUUGGACUCCCUUUGGUAAAUUGAUGAAUGAAUUGAAAAGCAUAUAAUAAUGUAUAUGAAGCUCUAGCUUGCUAGAUAGCUAACAUCCAUCUCAUCUUGUAAAAGUUCUUGUGAAUUAUUAUUAUAUUAAUAUAUAUGUCCAUGUAACGCUCUGAUUCCUACAUGAAAAAAUUGUAACAUUUUCAAAAUUGUAAUAAACAUAAGGAUAGUUUCCUAAUUAA
Molecule: messenger RNA, 1450 nt
Organism: Arachis duranensis
Lineage: Eukaryota; Viridiplantae; Streptophyta; Magnoliopsida; Fabales; Fabaceae
Product: protein CUP-SHAPED COTYLEDON 1
Exons: 3
Coding region: 160-1248 (362 amino acids)
Biological process (GO): regulation of DNA-templated transcription
Molecular function (GO): DNA binding
Source: RefSeq, a predicted model, not a curated record